CGGGAGCUUUCUCAACCGGAGAGUUAACUCCUCAACGUGCCUCCCAUCUCAGUUGCAAGUUACAUUGUCCUCAUGACCCUAGUUGCCCCCUCCACUAGCAUUGUGCCCUCAAGCUGACUCUCACCCAACUGCCCCCUCCUCAGUUGCCACUGGUUUCCAUACCCUCCUUCCAUUUGCCCUUAGUGUCUCGCAGUUGCCCUCUCCUGUACAGCUGCCCCUCUCUUCAGUUGCCCCGUUGCUGUCUGUUACCCCUCUCCAACUGCCUUCUAACUCCAGUUAGCCCUCCUCCCAAUUGCUCUCGCCCCACAGCCGCCAGCAGUGGACCCAACUGAGCGCUCUCGGCUGCCCUCAGUCCCCGGACGCUGGGUUCUGGGCGGGGUGAUGUGUUCCUGCGUCAAAGCGCACGGACGUUGCUGCUUGGAGAUUGGGACCUUUCUGUGCGGCUCUAGCUCAAACCUGAUCAGCUCCUGAUUGUCCAGCGCCUGGCGUACUGUCUGCAUCGGUACUGAUUCCCGGCCGGGUUGUCAAGGAGAAGAAUCUUGCACCUACAUCAAUAUCAGGAGUCGAAAAAUAUUCCAGAAACUGCGCCAUCUUUGAAAGUUCUUGCCUCUGCUCCUCAUUUAUGAAGCUUUGCCUGUAGGUCUGCCCAAUGCCGAAAAACAGUAAAGUUACGCAGCGAGAGCACAGCAAUGAUCCUGUCACAGAAUCUGUCGCUGACCUGCUCGCUGGAGAGGAGCCUGUGGACUAUAAACGCAGUGUGCUGAAUGUGGGAGGCAUCCCUGUGACAAAAGACCAGGAUGGAGGGAACACAAUCGAGAAUGAUGAUCGCCCAGUCUGGAACAAUAAGCUACAGUACAUCCUUGCCCAGAUUGGCUACUCCGUAGGCUUGGGAAAUGUCUGGCGUUUUCCCUAUCUUUGUCAGAAAAACGGUGGAGGUGCUUAUCUUGUUCCUUACCUCAUCCUGCUCCUCAUCAUUGGAAUUCCCCUGUUUUUUCUGGAACUAGCCGUGGGCCAGAGAAUAAGGCGUGGGAGUAUUGGUGUCUGGAACUAUAUCUGUCCCAGACUGGGUGGCAUUGGAUUUGCAAGCUGCAUUGUAUGUUUCUUUGUUGGACUUUAUUACAACGUUAUCAUUGGCUGGAGUAUUUUUUAUUUUUUUAAAUCAUUCCAGUCUCCCCUCCCGUGGAGUGAGUGUCCUCUCAUCACCAAUGGUACCAUUACCAUCGUGGAACCAGAAUGUGAAAAGAGUUCAGCUACAACCUACUUCUGGUACAGAGACACUCUGAACAUUGCCAACAACAUCAAUGAAGGAGGAGGUCUGAACUGGAAGAUGACUCUAUGUCUCCUGUCAGCUUGGUUCCUCGUAGGAUUAUGUACAAUCAAAGGUAUCCAGUCAUCUGGUAAGGUGAUGUACUUCAGUUCUCUGUUUCCAUACGUUGUUCUCAUUUGUUUCCUGGUUCGAAGUCUACUCCUCAGAGGCUCGAUUGAUGGAAUUCUUCACAUGUUUACUCCUAAGCUGGAGAAGAUGAUGGAAUCCCAGGUAUGGAGGGAAGCUGCUACCCAAGUGUUCUUUGCUCUUGGACUUGGGUUUGGGGGAGUCAUCGCGUUCUCAAGUUACAACAAAAAAGAUAACAACUGUCAUUUUGAUGCAGCCCUUGUUGCUUUCAUCAAUUUCUUCACCUCUGUUCUGGCAACACUUGUCGUGUUUGCAGUCCUUGGAUUCAAAGCUAACGUGAUGAAUGAGAAAUGCGUCAUAACAAAUUCUGAAAAGAUUAUUGGAUACCUGAAUUCCAAAGUUCUGAGCCAUGAUCUGAUUCCACCCCAUAUCAACUUCUCACAUCUGACAGCUUCUGAUUAUUCUGAGAUGUACAGUGUCAUAAAGACAGUAAAGGAAAAUCAUUUCAGUGAACUUGGGCUGGAUACAUGUCAACUGGAGGAUGAGCUGGAUAAGUCAGUACAGGGCACAGGCCUUGCCUUUAUUGCCUUCACAGAGGCAAUGACCCAUUUCCCAGCCUCCCCUUUCUGGUCUGUGCUCUUCUUCCUGAUGCUCAUUAACCUGGGAUUGGGCAGCAUGAUGGGAACCAUGGAAGGCAUCAUCUCACCAAUUGUUGACACAUUUAAAAUUCGUAAAGAGUUCUUGACAAUUGGCUGCACAAUCAUCGCUUUUUCAAUUGGACUCAUAUUCGUUCAACGUUCUGGGAACUAUUUUGUCACGAUGUUCGAUGACUAUUCCGCUACAUUACCCCUCACAAUUGUGGUCAUUUUGGAAAAUAUCUCUGUUUCCUGGAUCUAUGGAACAAAAAAAUUCAUGCAGGAGUUGACAGAAAUGUUGGGAUUCACUCCAUACAGAUACUACUAUUACACCUGGAAGUACAUCUCCCCUCUGGCCAUGGUCAUCCUGAUGUUGGCCAGUAUCAUUCAGAUGGGGAUCACUCCUCCAGGGUACAAUGCCUGGAUAAUGGAAGAGGCUGUGGAGAGGUUCCUGAUAUUCCCAGGCUGGGCCCUCGGUUUGACUGUUACUCUGAUUGUGCUGGGAAUUCUCCCCAUUCCUAUUGUUUUUAUUGUCCGGCACUUCCAUCUUGUGUCUGAUGGGUCCAACACUUUAUCCGUCUCCUACAACCGAGGCAGAAUGAUGAAAGAUAUGUCCAAUUUGGAUGAUCAUGAUGAGACACGAUUCAUCCUGAGUAAGGUUCCCAGUGAGAGUCCCUCACCAAUGCCGAUUCAUCGCUCUUAUAAUGGGCCAGACAGCAUAUCACCACUGGAGAUGACUGCUGCUAACGGGCGAUAUGGUAUUGGUUAUCUGUCUGCUGGCACUCCUGAAUCAGAACUGUAAACUGAGAUUGCCAUAGGCAAAUCAGCACCUAAAUACAGUUAUUAAUAUUACAUGAAAGGUGAAAGGUGUAACGAUUAAUUAGCAGGUUUUAAUUGGAGAAAACAACCUGUAACUAGCACCAUUGAUUGAAAUCCGGUCAAUUUGACAUUGAUCUCCACUGGUUUAAAAAAAACAAAAUUGUAUAAAUGAGUUAAUGAUAGACUGGACCUGUAGCAGUGCGGGCACUGCAUGUGCAAUGCUACAUUGGAAUCAUUGUAGUUCAUCUGACCCUAUAUCAGCAAACAUUGAACAUAUCGCUUGUAUCAAAUCAGACAUGCAUAUACCUGCAUAGCACAAAUACCACAUUUCCCAGCCUUGCAUCAGUGCAGCUAAUGUAUAUACUGACCUUUUAUCUGCACAUACACUACAUAUGCUGAACCUGCAUCAAGACAGGUUCAAUGCUAGUUCUUACCCAAAAUCACUGCUGAAGAUUUUACAAACCAACCCCCCCCCCCACCACUCCCCACCGCCCCGCCAACCAACCUCCCCAACCCUGAUCAGUAGCAAAUAAAAUUAAAAAGAACUCGGUUUAGGUACAGACAAUACGAAUGCUGUACAGGAAAUGCACAUCCUGAACCAAAAUCAGCACAAGAGCGACAUCUGCUGCCCUAUAUUAGUCCACACACAACACCAGUCCUGAAAUAGCACAAAUGCAUUAUGUUAGGCCUAUGUCUGCACAUACACGGCAUAUACUGCCAUUUACGAAGACAAGCAAUGCAUGUGCUAACCAGAGUCAGUAUGAGUCUGUGUACUAACCAAGUGUGUAAGUAUUGUGUACUAGUCUUGAGUCAGUAUGGGUGUCAUGUGUACUCGCUAUGAGUCAGUAUGAGCUGUGUCUGUCCAGAUAUGCAUUCUUUCUGAGCUUGUCUUUGUUUUUGUUAAUAAUGUUGUUGCUGUAUUAAUGAUCUCAUUGAAUUUUUGGUACAAGGUCUUGAUUGGAUUUGUUAGUAACCCUGCCUUUGAGCAUGUGUGGACUGAGACUGUCUGUGUGUAAGUGAUGCAGGCUGUGAAGUUCCUAAUAAGCACACUGUACCCUAACCUAGGAGGUUUAUCCUACGUAUCAGGCUCCAUCAGCUAAGGAUCUGUAGGUAAGGAUCUCAACCAAAGCACAAAAGCUGGUAACAGAGUGAUACAUUCAGUCACUUUUAAUGAGAGCAGUCACUGCCAACUUAAGGCCAACACCAGUUGCAUUUCCAUAAUGAUCAUUGUUCCCUUGACUACCUGACUGUGUUAAUCUUUGAUUCUCCUUUUCUGCCAUGGGCAGAACAAUUUACUUCAUAAACCUUCCUAAACCUACACAAGUAGUCACACAUAAACAAGUGUAAGAUGAUCCUCAGUGACAUGUUUUUGUUAAUUGUUUGGUGGUACAGAACUUCAUUAUUGAUUGAAAAAUAAUUUUUUUGUUAGAGCUUCUCAUCUGCACUCAUGAGGACAGUUUGCAAGAAAUACAAAUUCAAGAGAAAACCAACAUUUCUACUGCAUACCGAUUGGCUGGCAUGUGGAUUCCUGGCCUCCCACUCUCCCCUUUCACCUGUGUUCCUUUCUAGUUUCAGUUAACUUUCUAUUACAUGAAAUCUAAAUCACUUGGCUCCCAUAGUCUACUAGUGUAAUGUUCACUUUGUAAUACAGAAUAAGAACUUGAACUUUUUUUAGGAACGCAUUGGGAAGAGAGUCAUUCCACAGGCUGAGAUCUCUUGAGCAGUUUCUGGCUGAAAUCAUUUGGGUUCUUGCAGACCUAGAAUGAAUUUGCAGUCAUGAUAACAGCAGAAACCGUUCAUGGCUCAAAUCUUAUUCUUCUCAUAAAGAGUUCCAAUUGAGUUUCAUUGCUUCCUUGUCACAGAGAUGGAAGCCACAGCUGAGUGAGAGAAGUUCUCCUCAGCACAAGUCUACACACAAUGCAUCAACAUGCAGUGCCAACAUAACCCAUGUGUCCCUCAGCUUCAUCUUUGUUGAUAUUAUUUAAUGAUUGACUUGUAGGAACCAGCUGGUCUCACUAUCACUAACCAGUGUUGGUUUAUAAAUUACAGUAUUAAAGCUCAAAAUAUACAAUUAACAACUUCAGUAAAUAAGCAACAAAUUUCUGGUGCUGAGUAAUAAUCGUUGCAUUCUGUAUAAUGUUCAGAGAUUGAUGUACUUGCAUUAGAUGUCAGUAAUUAAAGUUUCUGUCAAUGUUGUUGGUAUUUUAGAUAGUGUAGUGUGAGUGUGUAUCUGGGGAGCGAAUUAUUUUAGACUAUCUGUGGAGCCCAGUUAAUGUAUAGCACAUGAUGAUAAGCACAGUGAGAACAUACCUUUGCAAUUUCUCUAGAUUUAGUUUAGUUAGAUCCUAAUGUUUUCAGCUUAGAAGUGUUGAUAAAUUGUACAAUCAAUUGGAUCAGAUAUAAUUGUUCAUUGCACUUUACUAUUCCUGGAAAUGCGCUAUUUAAUCCAGAGACAGAAUUAUACAGCACAAAGGGAGGCCAUCUGGCUCCUCACACCUAUACUAGCUCAUUGAUAGAGCUAUCUAAUCAGUCCCAUUCCUCCUGCUGUUUCUCCAUUUUAUCCUUUAAAGUAUUUAUCUAAUUUUUUUUAAUUACACUGAAUCUGCUUCUAGAUGAAAUUCUUUACACUUAAGUCGGCGAAUUAACAUUAACUAGAUGUUAGAACAUGUGGGGCUGGCUGGAGCUUGAUGCAGUACCAUCCUGCAGCUCCUGGUGGGGCCAAUGGCUUUUUAAACUCUGUUUAAGCUAUGGUGCUGGGGGCAUCUACAGGUUACUGCUGCUACUGCAGGAAAUUAAGCCAGUUCACGUGCUCCUCAGAUGCUGCUUGGCCUGUUGUGUUCAUCCAGCUCCACACUUUGUUAUCUCAGAUUCUCCAGCAUCUACAGUUUCCAUUAUCCCUCACAGCUUGUUAACACUGCUUAAUCAAACUGGCUAAAACUCAAAGUACCAAGAUGAUUAGUUUGGGAUUAUCCAGCUGGUUUCUGUCAGGACUGUGGUAAAGACUCAAACCCAGGAUGAUAUUAGAACUACGGGUUCCCACUCCUCCCUGGUGAUUUCUGUUGACCUUCACUGUUUCAUACAGAAUGCUGUUGGGGAAGAAAAGUAGAAUUAACACUAAUCAGUGACUAGUGACCACUGGUUACCUCUUAAUUGAAGGGUGAAUGAAUGAGGGGUGAUCUCAUAGAAACUGAUGAAGUUCUAUCUGCUCUGGAAAGGGUAAACACCAAAAGGUUGUUCUCAAUGACCGCGGAGUACAGAGCCAGGGCUGUCAGUCUGAGGAAACUGGGUCAGCCAUUUAGGACUGAGAUGAGGAAAGUGGUGAGCCUGUGGAAAUCACUGUCACAGAAAGUAGUUGAAGCUGAAACAUUGUGUUGCCAACAAGAAGAUGUAGUUCUUAUCAAAGGAUAUAGGGAGAAAAUGGGGACUGAGGUGGAUGAUCAGUCAUGACCAUUUUGAAAGGUGGAGCAGGCUUGAAGGGCUAGAUGGCCUAGUACUGCUCUUUCUCACUAUGUAAUUGAUAUUAUCAGGCCAGAGAAGAGGAAGAAAACUACUUUUUAAAAUAAGGUGAACGUGCUGAGUAAUACCAAGUUCAGUCUGACAUCUCCUGGUACUGGACUGUGAAAGAGAAUAUAUGGUGAUAUACUUUUUAGUAGUACACUGGAGGAUGUGGUGUAAAGAAACACUUACUGGCAUUUAACCAGAGGCACUGACACAAGAACUAAUGCUUUAGAUACAGUCACUACCUAAUCUCGAUAUAAACGUUGAUCAAAACAGAGACGCCAGAUGGAUGUCGCGACAGCAGAGAUGAGGCAUUGAAGUUAUCAGCUCUGCAGUAGCAAUCAUCCCUGUAUUUCUCAGAGGACUUCUACUGUUGACUAGGCACAGAUACACAAAGUUAGUUGAUUUUAACAUUUGAAAUAUAAAGAAGACACUUGUUGAGGACAUGUAGCAUUGCAGUCAAAUAAUUAGCACUUGGAGCUUUAUCUUUCUUCUGGUGCCUUGUAUUUUCUUGCUGAAUUCCCGUGUCCAUGUUUAUAGAAAUUCUAUGUAAACUGGUCACGUUGUAAUGAUACCAUGCACCAGGGAUGGCACUGCAGCAUUUUCACAGGCUGAAUGGAUUACUACACGAGUGUCACUGUGCCAUGUGGUGUCAAUGAGAAACUUGUAAAGGAAAAAGUCAAGAAUUAGCAGAUAGUGAUUUUUAAAAGGAGAGAAGUUUAAAAAAAACUAAUGUUAAAUAAAAUUUUAGUUAUUCAAUGUGGGGAAAGAGAUUGGACAAUAGAAAACAACCAUUACCUAUCAAAGUUUUUGAAUUGUUUCACAGCAUAUUUGUCUAUUAACAUCCCACCAAUUUACCUCUUCACCGUUUUCCCUUUUAUUCCUGUGUUGGUGCCUCUCACUAAUUCAAGGCCAGAACUGAAGUAUAAAAUUCCCAAGAGCUGUCAGAGCCAUAGGAUUAAAUUCCACUGGGAGUGGAAUCCUCAUUCCUGAUGAUCUACCCACAGUUGUUGUACUUCAGUCUUUAUAAGUGAUAUAUUGACCAACAAUUAAUUCCAGUUUGGCAUUUGUGAGAUUUAGAGAAUAUGGUAAUAGUCUAAAGAUAUUUAUAUUGUACAUUGAAACUGUAUAUGUUUGUGUACAUUAUGUUAAAUUAUAAAAUUUAUAAAUGUUAUGCUAAAUAUUUUCACAUUAUUGUUGCUUUGUGGUGGUGUAUAUAUUAAUUGUAUAUUGA
Molecule: messenger RNA, 7579 nt
Organism: Stegostoma tigrinum
Lineage: Eukaryota; Metazoa; Chordata; Chondrichthyes; Orectolobiformes; Stegostomatidae
Gene: slc6a17
Product: solute carrier family 6 member 17
Exons: 12
Coding region: 650-2830 (726 amino acids)
Biological process (GO): L-leucine transport; glycine transport; sodium ion transmembrane transport
Cellular component (GO): synaptic vesicle; plasma membrane
Source: RefSeq, a predicted model, not a curated record